ACAUGAGAGCGUCGUUAGGUUAACAAGCUCUGUGUACGGAACUGAAGGAGCGUCAAUGAGACAUGAAUGAAGUCCUUAAUCUGCACUCGCCGCACUGAAGUGACAGGGAAAGAUGCCUCUGCCACCAGCUCUUCUGGCUCGUUUGGCCAAGAGAGGAAUCCUGAAACAGUCAGAGCAUGAAACUGAAGAGGAAAUCAUCGCAGAGGACUAUGAUGACAACAAUGUAGACUAUGAAGCCACAAGGAUGGAAAACUUACCCACUAACUGGUACAAAGUUCUGGAUCCCACCAGCGGCCUCCCGUACUACUGGAAUGUGGAGACAGACAUGGUGUCCUGGUUGUCCCCCAAUGACCCUGCUGCAGUCAUCACUAAGGCAGUCAAGAAGCAGAGAGUGGAGAUUGUGGAAGAACGAGGGGAUGGUCACCAUGAGAAGUUGGAGAGAGAGCGAGAGCGUGAUCGAGAGCGAGAGAGAGAGCGGGACCGGGACAGAGACAGAGAGCGAGAGAGGGACGAUGGGCGGGACAGAGACAGGGAUAGGGAUCGGGACCGGGACAGAGAGAGAGACAGGGACAGAGACAGACGAAUGAGGAGAGAAGACAGCGGGCCAUACAACAAAUCAAAGAGAGGCGGAAGCCGAAAGCAGGAAGAGAUGGAUCCUAUGGAUCCUAGUGCCUACUCAGACGCUCCAAGAGGCUCAUGGUCCACUGGUCUGCCUAAGCGUAACGAAGCUAAAACAGGAGCAGAUACUACGGCAGCAGGACCCCUGUUCCAGCAGAGGCCAUAUCCAAGCCCCGGAGCAGUGCUUAGGGCCAACGCUGAGCUCACCAGACGUCUGGAGGAGGAGCAAGACGAUGACUGAGCAGGAACACAGCAGCCAUAGAGCCUUUAUAACAACUUAAGGAAUAAUAAAUAUCAACAACAUGUGGAAACUUACCAAUUUAAAUCUAUAUACAUAACUGUAAUAACUCUGGCUAACUUGCCUAUGAUAAUGGCAAUUGAACUAGAACAUUAGUGCCACCCAUUAGAAAACAAAAGGUUUUUUUGGAGACCUAACUUGGAGAAACUUAGCCUGUCAUAUGCAGCAGCUGUGCAGGUGAAGUACACAAUAAGAAACAAAGAAAGAAUUACUCAGUGCAUAAUGCAUCACUUAGGGCUUUGCAUCACCAUUGGUGUCACUUGCCCUCAGCCAGUCAUUUCUCCCCUGUUCACCAUUCUGGUAAAGCUUCUCAUUGGCCUUGUUGAGCAGGUUCAUCAAAUCAAGGGCUUUUUAGAAGCAUCUGAUGAUUGAAUUAGGUCUUGAUGUUACUGCAACUGUGAAUGAGGUUUUUCCUACAAUGGAUGAAUGAAAAAAACAAUUCAUCUAGCAUGUGGUUAAAGUUUAUAAAGGCUCUAUAGGUUUACUUGCUGUAUUAACGUCACACAUGUAAUGGCGACCCUGCAUAUGUCCUGGUUUUAUGAUCUCUUGCUGGUAUGCCCGAUUGACAUUCAUUGCAUUUGUAAAUAUACAUUGUAUUAUACAUUUUGUAGUAAGAUAAUGCAGUGCUUCUUUUAACUGUGAAUGUUCUGGAAGAUAUUAAUGUAAAAAGGAACAGUUUUAUUUCCUGGCAAAUUAAACCUUUUUCAUAAAUACAAAA
This is a messenger RNA of Pygocentrus nattereri (red-bellied piranha), 1634 nucleotides long. RefSeq names its product polyglutamine binding protein 1 (gene pqbp1). Gene Ontology annotation, biological process: alternative mRNA splicing, via spliceosome. The record is from RefSeq and is a predicted model, not a curated record. NCBI's taxonomy places the organism in Eukaryota, Metazoa, Chordata, Actinopteri, Characiformes, Serrasalmidae. Gene Ontology annotation, cellular component: cytoplasm; nuclear body. The coding region runs from base 113 to 859 and encodes 248 amino acids. Gene Ontology annotation, molecular function: protein binding; ribonucleoprotein complex binding. The transcript has 7 exons.